Impatiens glandulifera is the source of this 1684-nucleotide messenger RNA. Its product is annotated as zinc finger CCCH domain-containing protein 18-like. Bases 54 to 1487 code for a protein of 477 amino acids. The transcript has 7 exons. Gene Ontology annotation, molecular function: RNA binding; metal ion binding. NCBI's taxonomy places the organism in Eukaryota, Viridiplantae, Streptophyta, Magnoliopsida, Ericales, Balsaminaceae. The record is from RefSeq and is a predicted model, not a curated record.
ACAGAGUUGAGAGAGAAGAAGCCAUAGAAGAGAUACAAGUUGGAUAAAAGAACAUGGAUUCUCUUGAAGCUUCAAGCAUAGUGUAUAGUAAGAUUAGGGAAAUAGAACCUCACAAUGUGGCUAAAAAGAUCAUUGGUGUUCUUUUGUUGGAGGAUCGUGGCCAAGAAAUGAUACGUCUAGCCUACGGACCAGACCAUUACAUACAUACUUUAGUAGAUGAAAUUAAGAUUCGUCAUGGAUUAAACUCAACUCAAAUGGUUUCCCCGCAUCCUUGGGACCUCCAGAUGACUCGUUGGGAAAUGAAUACUCCUAAUUUUUUACCACCACCCAUUGAUGUUCAUCAUAACCAGAAUCAAGAAUUGUUGAAUCUUGAAGGGGUUUCCAGAGAAUAUCUUCCUUAUCAUUACUUGAACUCUAGACAACGGCUGGGUGAGCGUCAGGUGAAAGUUUGUCAGUAUUUCAUGAAGGGUUAUUGUAGGAAUGGGAUUAACUGUCGAUACAUCCACAACCAUUUGUAUCCGCAGUCUGACCAUGAAUUAGUUGGUGACAUGUUUUUGCCUGGUUCGAUUCGUAGGCUGGAAUCGGAUAUUUAUGAGUUGUUGAAAUCUAUAGGGGAACCUGUUUCAAUUGCCUCAUUGCCAUCUUUGUAUCAAGAAAAAUUUGGGAGGCAUCUUCAGGCUGAAGGGUAUCUUACUGAAAGCCAGAGACAUGGUAAAGCUGGCUACAAUUUGACUAAACUACUUGCUCGUUUAAAAUGCAUUCGAAUCAUUGAUAGACCUCAUGGUCAGCAUGCAGUGACAUUGGUGGAAGACGGAUUUAAUAAUAUAAGAGAACGAAAUGACCCUGGCCCAAUUGUAACCGGAUCACGACAGAUCUAUCUAACUUUUCCGGCUGAGAGCACUUUUACUGAAGAAGAUGUUUCAGAUUAUUUUAGUAACUAUGGAACUGUUCAAGACGUUAGAAUUCCUUGGCAGGAACAGAGGAUGUUUGGUUUCGUCAACUUUUCCAGUGCAGAGACAGUUCAGAUGGUUUUGAAUAUGAGUAAUCCACAUGUUGUUUGCGGUGCUCGUGUGCUGGUGAAGGCUUAUAGAGAGAAACCGAACGCCACUUAUAGGAACUACCAAGAAAAUACAGAGCUUGCGUCAUAUAUUUAUUCUGACUUAUACCCAUCUAAUUGGAGUGCUGCACAAAUGCUAAGUAGACAGAUGAAGGAGCAAAGAAAAACCUUUGAUAUUGUGAAGCGUCUCGACAGGCUAUGUAUUGGGCAAAUACCAAUCGGGCGGCCUAAUUUUGAAUAUGCCACCAUUGAAGAUCAAAAUCCUAUAGUUGAUGAAGCAGGUCACCCCGAAUUGUCAGAAAGGCAGUUCAAUUAUCUAGUUAAUGAUCUUAGCAAUGGAUUGACAAACCAGGAUCAUCCCAAUCUUCAUGAGAUAAACUACAUUGGCAGUGACAGCCAGAGAAACGGUCUCCCAGAUAGUCCAUUUUAAUAUCCGAAUGAGAGCAGAAUUUCUUUAGAUGCAGUUUUUUUGGGGAUUCAAGACACAAAGAUUACUACUUUUACAUUAUAUUAUUUAAUAUGAUUACAAAGGAAUUAAACAUAGAUUAACAACCCUCCCCAUUUCCUGGGGUUGAAGAGAUAGAAAGAGAUGAUAGUUAUGGUACUCAAAUACUACUCUUUAGUUUU